Camelina sativa (false flax) is the source of this 449-nucleotide messenger RNA. RefSeq lists its product as uncharacterized. NCBI's taxonomy places the organism in Eukaryota, Viridiplantae, Streptophyta, Magnoliopsida, Brassicales, Brassicaceae. The record is from RefSeq and is a predicted model, not a curated record.
CUAAGCAUAAUUUUUUUUUUUUUUUUUUUGCUUCUAAAGAAAAAUGGGUAGUAGAAAGCUUGAUCAUGUGAAAGACAAUGACAUCUCAGUGAAAAUAACUUUUUCUAAACGCCAAAUUGAUACUUUCAAGAAGGCUGAUGCACUUGCGAGGCAAGCUAGGAUUCGCAAGAAUCAAGCCAAACUUGAUCAGCUUCUGGAACAACUGGAACUAAGCAAAGCGUAUGAGGAGGAAUUGAGGAAGAGGCAAGAAAAAAAUCCCUGGGCCAGAAACUACAAUAGGAAGGAGAUUCCCAACCUAAAGUUGGAGGACUUGCUUGCUUUUAAGAAACAACUCGAGAAUCUCAAAGAAGUUGUAGAGAGGAAACGCGUUGAAAUGGAGGCUUCGUUGAGCCUAUUGUAUCUUUCAAAGAGUGAUGAUAUUAAGAAUUAAGAAUAAGAAAAUCAGAAGA